This is a messenger RNA of Cotesia congregata, 1188 nucleotides long. The record is from the annotation of a GenBank genome assembly. Lineage: Eukaryota; Metazoa; Arthropoda; Insecta; Hymenoptera; Braconidae.
AUGCAAGAAUUAUUUCUUCCUCCGCAUGUGUGGGAUAGGAUCUUCAUGUAUGUAAGGAACCCAUUCCGGCUGAUAAAACUCCGUGUGAUUUCAAAAUUUUUUAAGGAAAUAAUUGACAAGAAAAUUGAAAAUAAUAACAUAUGGAAGGUGCUCUGUCCACCGCGGACUGAAAGUUGGAUGCAUACUAUUCUAAAAAUAAAGUAUCCGUACAGACAAUUUCUUGUCAAUGAUAUUUUGUCUUACGAAGACUAUAAAGAACAUUUCAUAAAUUACCAAAAAUGGCGGAGGGUUGCUAAUUCAAUAGAACCGAAAUUCAAUAUUGAUUUUAGAAAAUUUUUCUUGGAGGGUGAAGAAGUAACAUGUGUUGAUGCAUGCGAGCCAGAAGAACUUGUUCUAGUGCAUGAUUUUAAAAAAUCUGUAACAGAUAUAAAAUUUUGGUUUACUGAUGGAAAUAUUGUUGUUGUUGCUUCAAUUGAAAAGUACUUACAAUUUUGGUAUUUAAAUGAAGCUAGUGAAAUUUCGAAUUCGAUUGACGACAUGGCUGAGCACUUAUGUAUUGGUGUGGCCAAUCUGGAAUAUAAAUAUGAAAAAAAACGUGUAUUUCCUUCAAGAAAUUGCACGAUACCGAAUGAUGAUUCUUCAAAUAAACCAAAAUUUCUUUCAAUGCACAAUCGAUCUGAUGAUCUAAUAGUGAUGACAGAGAUGAAUAGAAUAAUUACAGUAUAUGAGAUUAAUUUUCCCGACGUAAGCUCUGAAAACAUAGAAUUGAAAAAAGUAUAUGCAAUUAAUCAUCAUAACAUAAUGUCCGAUCCAGAAAGUUCCAUUAUUUCUAGCAUACCUAUUGAAGAAACUGGAUUUUAUAUUGCUGAAAAUAAUAUAAUAGUUCAUUCAAAGUUUCCGGGUCCUGAACGAGAAUGGUCAUCUUUCAAAUUAAAAAAACCAUUCCAAGUUGAUAAUAUUGUAAACGUUACUAUGUUUGCAAAUAUUUAUUUUAUAUGUUGGGAGUCAGGGACAAUUGAUAAAGUUUCUAUCAAAAAAGCUCAAGAUAAAAAAGACUUUGUAAUUAAAAAAUUCAAAAUUUCAUUAGUUUUGGAAAAACCAACUAUCGCUAUUAAUUUUACAGAGCAUGAAGAUUAUAAGUAUGCUAUUUUUAUCACAAAAACUUCAGCGCAUUAUUUAACUAAAUAA